AUGUCCGCGCCCGGCCCGCACCACCCGCCGCCGAACGACGGCCUUGACGACAGUUCUAAGCGCUUUGAGCAGCAGCACGAGGAGAGAGCCUCGGCCACUGUUGCCACUCAAGCGCCUCCAUCCGAUAACAGCAACAUCGCGCGUGAUUCGCAGCCGACUCUCGCCACCGGUCACGGAGGAGGAAACUCACAGCAGUCGCAGGGCUUUUCCCUCCCGUCGUAUCCUUACCAGCAACAGGGUGUCCAGCAGUAUGACUCUCACCAGCAGCACAAUGUUCAGCAGCACAAUAUCGACGACAGUGCGCUUCAAGUCUCGACCAACGCUGCAACUGGCGUGCCAAGCUUGAGGAGGAGCAAACGAGUGGCGGGCAGCCGUGCUCUGAGUUCCAUGCGCAUGCUUCCUCCGAGCAGGACGAUGACACCUGUGUCCACUCACCUCAGUCCCAUUCCUAUGGAGAGUACUGACGGCAACAUGUCUUCGCCUCACAACCGCAACACCGAGCCCCCUACUUCCCAUCCGCAGACGCCCAGCAAGAUUAAGAGGAAGCUCGACGACAGCGAAGAGAUCGACACUUCCACGAGAGCCACCCUGACGAACAAAUCACUCAUCGAGGCGCGCGCCAUCGCCUUCCUCAUGGCGCACCCGCCGGCGGACGCCUUCCACGGGACCACGCUCCAGCGCGCCUUCCUGCGCCACGCGUGGCCCAACCACUUCCACAGGCAGCCGCGCAUCAUCAGGCGGGACUCGGCGCUGUUGGCCAUGGGCCCGGCGCGCCUCAACGUCUCCGACACCAUGUGGCGCGCCAUGAUGGACGCCGACAUCGCCACCCGCCCGCCCAUGCCCGUCCACAUCGCCGACCGCCAGAUCGUGCGCUGCGACGAGCGCCACAGCCUGCGCGACCACUCGCCCCGCGGCACCCCCUCGGUGCGGUGCCGCAUCUGCCCGGACAACAUCCCGUGGGACACGGUGACCGACCAGCCCAGCUACCACAUGAUGUGCCCGGCCUGCAUCGGCGAGCACGACGCCGCCCUGGCCGCCGAAGAGAAUGGGGAGAAAGAGGGAGAGGGGGAGGGAGAGGAGGGGCAGACGGCGACGACGACGACGAUGAUGACGACGACGACGAAGACAACGACGACGACGACGACGACGCAGACGCCGCAGCAGGCGCAGGCGGGCAGGCUGCGCGCGCUGCUCGCCGGCGGCGCGUGGGCGCGGCUGUGCGACGCGUGCAUGGCCCGCAGCGGGAUGCACUUGAUGAAGCCGUGCUCGUGCCAGUGGGCCGUCGCGCGCUGCUUCAAGCACCGCCGCGAACACCUGGAGCGCCUGGACGAGAAGGUGAGGUCGAACAACGCGGCGGGCGGCGACGGCGACGACGGCGGCGACGACGGCGGCGACGAGCAGGUGAGGUCGAACAGCGUGGCGGGCGGCGACGACGGCGGGGACGACCGCACCGACUUGUACAAGGCGGUCCAGCUCCACGCUGCGCCGGACCUCGGCGGCGAGACGUUUGAGGGCCGGCGCCCGUACUGCGGCGAGUGCUGGGAGAGGGAGGCGACGACGGCGCGGGUCCCCAGCGCGUGGAAGUGCUUCGUCUGCAUGGGCGUCUUCGUCAUGCCGGCUGGUGAUGUCGUGCCGAAUUGGUUUCCGUUCUUGGAUCCGAGCGGUCGUGAUUCCCCGUCCGGUCAUUCUCCUGCUUCUUUGGAGGAGGAGGAGCGUUCGAGUCCGGCGUCCAUUUAA
Diplodia corticola is the source of this 1737-nucleotide messenger RNA. RefSeq lists its product as uncharacterized. The record is from RefSeq and is a predicted model, not a curated record. The transcript is spliced from 2 exons. Lineage: Eukaryota; Fungi; Ascomycota; Dothideomycetes; Botryosphaeriales; Botryosphaeriaceae. Bases 1 to 1737 code for a protein of 578 amino acids.